AUGUCCGAGAAACAGCAGCGACUCGUAUAUUCCAUCAUCGAGUUCCUCAACCAGUCCAUCCAGGAUGGAACAGUCAAGGCAGACGACCAGGAGAGUCUGGAAGUAGCAAUCCAGUGUAUCGGCGAGGCGUUCGGUGUAGAUCCAUCGAAUGCCGAGCAAGCAGAAAAACUUUCCGUGAAACCCGCGACCCUCCAGAGCAUAUUCGAUGUAUUCAUUAAGACACGUAACAAGGUGGCAUCUGGAUCGCAGGCGUCCGCGUCCGCGUCCCAAUCGACAGGACCCACUGCCGAGGAUAAAGCUCGGGCAGAAAAACAGAAGCAAACGGGCAACGCACAGAUGUCCAGUAAGGAUUACGACGCCGCCAUUGACUCGUACAGCAAAGCUGUUGCCCUCGAUCCCACAAACCCGGUCUACUACUCAAACCGUGCUGCGGCGCAUUCAAGCAAAGGGGACCAUCUGUCUGCUGUUGGCGAUGCCGAGAAAGCCAUCUCUGUCGAUCCCAAGUUUGUCAAGGCAUAUCACAGACUAGGGCAUGCCCAAUAUUCCCUGAGUGAUUUCAAGGCAGCAGCAAGUGCAUUCGAGCGAGGAUUGAAACUUGAACCCACAAAUGCAAGCAUGAAAUCUGGCCUUCAAAAUGCCAAGGCUCGAAUCUCAGACGACACCAAAGAAACCUCAUCUCCUUCAACAAGAGGUUCUCCAGCGGCUGCCGGUGCCGGGCUGGGUGGACUGGCUGGCAUGACUGGCAUGGCCGAUAUGUUCAGAAGUAUGGGCGGCGGUGGAGGCGGAACGCCAGACCUCGCAAGCAUGAUGAACAACCCCCAGAUAAUGGCCAUGGCUCAGCAAUUAGCUGCCAAUGGUGGCCUCGAGGCUCUCGCGCAGAAUCCCGCUGUUGCGAAUAUGAUGAAUCGCAUGCAAUCUGGUGGAGAAAUCCCGUCCAUGGGGGAACUCAUGUCGGAUCCGAGUCUGGCAGAUAUUGUGAGGGGACUGGGAGGAACGGGAGGAGGACAGUGA
This is a messenger RNA of Cyclocybe aegerita, 1011 nucleotides long. The record is from the annotation of a GenBank genome assembly. NCBI's taxonomy places the organism in Eukaryota, Fungi, Basidiomycota, Agaricomycetes, Agaricales, Hemipholiotaceae.